Molecule: messenger RNA, 1905 nt
Organism: Numida meleagris (helmeted guineafowl)
Lineage: Eukaryota; Metazoa; Chordata; Aves; Galliformes; Numididae
Product: small proline-rich protein 2G-like
Exons: 2
Coding region: 954-1208 (84 amino acids)
Source: RefSeq, a predicted model, not a curated record
UGUCCAAUCCCCUGCUCCAAAGUGGCCGACGGGAACAGGUCCGUGUCCAGGUGGUUUUGAAGACUGAUCCAAAGAGGAGACCCCCGCAGCCUCCUGGGGCACCUGCACGGCACAGAGCGCUGCCCAGUGCUCCCAGUGCAUCCCCAUUGUGCCCUGUCCUGGCCCUGGCAGCACUGAGCAGAGCCAGGCUCUGUCCCUGGUCACCUCGUCACCUCCCUGCAGGGAUUUAUGGCCACAGGUGGCACCCCCUGACCCCCCCCCCAACUCACCGAGCAGCCCCAGCUCUGGGUUUGCAAAACUCAGAGAUCUUUUCCAACCUGAAUGACUCCACGUCUCGCAUUUGAUAAUGCCAUUUCCGCCCCGCGUCGUUAAACAACGCGUAAAUUAAAAUCCUGAGCUGUCACCUUGAACACGACAAUUUGCUGCUGCAGCAGUCAGUGUUUCCGAGCCGUAAUGCAUUUCUGCUCCUGAUGCAACCCCACGUGCCCGGUGACACAAGACACACUCCUUGACAUUCCUAGAUUACUGUCAGUUUAUGGGAGAGCCCUCAGUUUACAGGAAAUCAGUAGGAAGUGAUCUGAGCAACCCGAGCUCGCUGCAGAUGUCCCUGUUAAUUACAGGGGAGCUGGGCCAGGUGGCCUUUAAGAGCUCCAUCCAACUCAACUGAUUCUAAAAAUAUCCCUGUCUCCUGAAAUCCUCAUGGGGAAUUCCUUAUGAAUGGAGAGAAUAUCAUGAGUCAAAGAAGAAGGGCUGAGACCGGGGCAGCGCCAACAUUUGGCCAACGUAUGUCAAGUGUGUGAAUAAUCCCACUGGCAUUGGGCAGCGGUGUCUCAUGCCCAAAAUAAGCUUUUGGAGGGCUAUAAAACCCGCUCAGCCCUGUCCUCUCCACUCGCCAUCCCUUCCAGGUGCUCCUCUUGUUGCUGCAGAGGCAGCUUUGCUAACGCUCAGGAGAGAUGGGUUCCAGUGGGUCCUGCCACCGCCAGGAGCCCUCCUGCCACAGCUCCCAGCCCUGCCACAGCUCGGGGCCCUCCUGCCAUUCCAGCAACCAGCACAUCCCUGCGCCCGUGUACCCCUGCGCGACGCCGUGCAACCCUCCAGCGCAGAACUACUGUGCGCCUGCACAGUGCUAUCCCCCACCGGUGCAGACCUUCUGCCCUCCGAACACCAACACAGUCUGCAAAGUGCAACCACCGUGCCCCAAGUUCUAGCAGCAGGAUCCGGCCAUGCACCCAGCUCUGCAACCCCUGGACAUCUCCCUGCUUGAGGCACUGAUCUCAUCCUCGGGGUUCAUCACUUACCAGCCACGCUGCUUCUCCAUGAGCAAACGCUUUCAAAGCAAUCAGAGGACCACUCAGUAUUGGGGUGCACUGCCUCUGUUUCAUUCUCACUGUGCUGUUUGAGUUCUUUCUGCCAGUGCAACGCACGGUGUUUGCUGCCGGUGGUUUCCUUCUUGCUUUGCUGCUCCCAUUUUCAGCCAGAAUAAAAGCUGAAUUUCAACCAUUCCGGAGGCGUUUAGUUGCUACUCUGUGCUAUUUCAUUUGUGGGUUUUGAGCCAUGUUUUAAUAAGUGGUGAUCUCAGCCAUAGCACGAGGAGCACCAGGGAGGGGGGUGGAAGUCAGGGAAAUGCCCUUGGCACCAUACAGAGGGGCUGCAAGGACCGUGCUGGGUUAAUUCUGGGUGAAAAUUGAGCAUUUGCACUGAGCAGAUGGCUUCAGACAUUGCUGCUGUGCCCAGCCAGCUCCAACAACAGUGCUGCUUUUCCAGCCUACCAGCACAGCAGGUGAAGCAGAGCACCAGAGCCAUACAAAACCUGCCUCUUUCACCAACAUCUCUCCUAUCACACUGCUCAAGGUCUCCCUGUUUAUGAGAUCAGGGCACCCUCCAGCUUCCCUGCAGCUCACCAGU